Messenger RNA from Malus domestica (apple), 1289 nucleotides. The record is from RefSeq and is a predicted model, not a curated record. Lineage: Eukaryota; Viridiplantae; Streptophyta; Magnoliopsida; Rosales; Rosaceae.
AUGGGAAGAAGAUCAAGGACUGAGAAGCUUGGAAAGUGUGAGUUCACUCUGGCUUUUUUAUUCUUACCAAGCAUUCGAACUUCCUCCGGAGACCAGGUCUGUAUUGCCUUGAGAAGCAUACCAGGCGUGAAGGACAUUAGUAUUUCAAUGCGGGACUUUGUUAGCUGGAUCAUCUGGGGCCACACUGCAGAAUCCUUUACCUUCCUCAAACGUGCAACAGAUCUUGCUUUGAUCCUUCUAAGGCAUGGGCAGUAUGAUGCGGUUGAGCACCUACUCACUAUGGUGGAGGCACAUUUACAAAAGGAGAAGACAUCUUAUAGUAUCCAAGAUACAGAGGGAGGAUGGUGCAUACUUCAUCAUCUUUUAGGGUGCUGCUUCCUUGCUCAGGGCAUUGAAUCUGACUUCUUGAAGAAAGUUAUCUCCAACUUUAACUUCAAAGCUUCGUCUGGAAAAGGAACAUCCCAGGCUUUACGGAGUUUGCUUCAGGAACCGGGGUCUCCAAAUCUUGGUUUCACUGGUGAUAUAUCAGCUUCCUCAUGGAGACUGCAUUAUUACCAAUGGGCUAUGCAGAUCUUUGAGCAAUAUAAUAUUAGCGAAGGCGCUUGUCAGUUUGCUCUCGCUGCGCUUGAGGAGGUAGAGGAAGCUAGUGUUAAAGAUGAGCUGAAUGGACAAGACUCGGUCAAUGAGUCAGUAUCUACCAUCAAAGGACGACUUUGGGCAAAUGUCUUCAAGUUUACUUUAGAUCAUAAUCUCUAUUGUGAUGCAUAUUCUGCAGUAAUUUCAAACCCAGAUGAGGAGAGCAAGUACAUCUGCUUGAGGCGUCUGAUAAUUGUUCUUUACGAGCGUGGUGCCAUAAAGAUUCUUUGUGGUGGUAAGCUACCUUUUGUUGGUCUUACAAAGAAGGUAGAGUACGAGCUUGCCAGGAAGGCAGAUUGUUCAGGUAUAUUAGCAAAGCCAGACUUAUAUAAGUUGCUUUAUGCAUUUGAAAUGCAUCAACAUAACUGGAGAAGAGCAGCAUGCUACAUGUACCUAUAUUCUGCUCGUUUGAGAAAAGAAACAGCUCUGAGAGAUUACCAGCACACGUCAUUGGCACUAAAGGAGAUUCUGAAUUGGCUCUCUGCUGCUAUCAAUGCACUUCAUCUUGUUCAUCCGGCCAACGCUUGGAUUGAUCCUCUACUCUGGAGUAAUUCUCUUCUUCAAAACGAGCACUAUCCAAGUGAAAAGGCUAGAAUUACAAUAGAUGAACAGAGCAAAUAAUGCAACAACCAAAAGUUUGUUUUAAUUGUGUC